GGUAUGUUAAUAUCUCUCCCUAUUAGCUUAUGAUGAUAACAAUCACUGUCUGCUUAACUUUUCAUCUUGUUUAGAAAUCAAAAUAAUCUCUGCUUUUAUUCUUGUAGAUCUUUAAAUUCAUGAAUUUUGAGUUUCAUAUUAAAAGAACAAAAAAAAAUUGAGGAUGCAAAUUUGUUUGGUAGAUUUACUUUUAUCAUUGCUAAUUUUGGUGGUUAGUAUUUGCUUAAUAAGUUUAAAAAAUAACUCAUUUGUCAAGGAACUAGAAAUGAAUUAAGCUGUUUUAUUUAUUCUGGUUGGUGUAGAUUCUCCUGCAUCUAUCUGUAGAGGUUUCAUUACUUCUAUUAGUUAUUCUCUAGAAUAAUAUAAUGUAAUACUGAUGAAAAAGAUGUUGGACAAGUUAGGCAAAGAAUUGCCUUGUCGGAGAGGCCAGUGUCCUCAGAGUAAUGCUAAACCUUAACUCAUUGCCUUGCGGCUUGAGGCUUUCUUAAGCAACCUCACCGCUUCAACAUUAGAUUUGAUUUGGUAUAUACUAUAAACCCUUGGUUCAAUGAACCUCCUAGCAAAAUCCAUAUCCCAGGAAUCUUAAACCUUAAUUUAAUAAUGGGAAGAUCACUGGUUCCCAUGGCUGUUCUUGUUUAUAUCUUUCUGCUGUUCUCUGUUUCUUAUUCCUCCACGUUCGUCCUCACGAAUAACUGUCCCUUUACCAUCUGGCCCGGCACUCUUGCAGGCUCUGGCACCCCACCACUACCCACCACAGGCUUCAAGCUUGAUGUGGGACAGUCCGUUAGCAUUCCAUCGGCUCAAGGCUGGUCAGGUCGAAUAUGGGCCAGAACCGGCUGCAACUUCGACGCCAACGGUACAGGAAAAUGCACCACCGGCGACUGCGGCGGGAAGCUGGAGUGUGCCGGCAGUGGCGCAGCCCCUCCGACUUCCCUUUUCGAGAUCACGCUCGGUCGCAGUCCCGGUGACAAAGACUUCUACGAUGUUAGUCUCGUUGACGGGUACAACCUCCCCAUAGUUGCCUUCCCGAGAGGCGGUGGACUGGUUGGAGCUUGUAAUGCCACGGGAUGCGUUGCUGAUAUCAACGUUAGCUGUCCGAAGGAGCUUCAGGUGAUGGGAGAGGAGGAGGAAGAGAGGGGAGGGGUUGUUGCUUGCAAGAGCGCUUGUGAGGCCUUUGGAUUGGAUCAGUAUUGUUGCAGCGGUCAGUUUGCUAAUCCAACCACGUGCAGGCCGUCUUCUUACUCUACCGUCUUCAAGAGAGCUUGUCCUAGGGCUUAUAGUUAUGCCUUUGAUGAUGGGACUAGUACUUUCACUUGUCAAGCUUCUGAAUAUGUUAUUAUCUUUUGCCCUGGCAGGGUUAAAAGACCAAACAGCCAAAACUCGGAUCCUCCUAGCCCGCCUCAGAAUCCAUAUGGUCAACCUAUGGCUCCACCGACUCAGAAUCCUUAUGGUCAACCAAUGGCUCCACCAACUCAGAAUCCUUAUGAACAACCAAUGGCUCCUCCAACUCAGAAUCCUUACGGUCAACCAAUGGCUCCACCAACACAGAAUCCUUAUGGUCAACCAAUGGCUCCUCCAACUCAGAAUCCUUAUGGUCAACCUGUUGCUCCUGAGACUCAGAACCUGCCUGGACCAAGUCAGAAUCCAAACGGGGAAUCAACGACUCCCCCACCUCAUGAUCAGUUCAUGAUGCCUCCUCCCAUUGUAAACCAAGAUCCAGACGACCGGUUUAUAAAUCCGCCAAUAGUGGAUGAGAGUCAAAGAGCUGAAACUGGGAAGGUUGGUAAGACUCAUUCCUCGUCUGACAUGCUUCGACCUUACCCUGUCUUGUUGCUUAUUGGCCUCAGUCUAGUUGCUUUGAGGCAAUCAUGCACAACAUGAAACGUCACUGUUCUUCCUUUUUAAUCAGAAUCGAUACAUAAACUAUGUGGAAGGAAGCAAACAGAUUAUGUUUCCUGUCUUCCUAGAGAUUCUCAACUCUAUUCGUCAAAGUCCUUAGAUUACCUUGAAUUGUUUGAAUUGGGUUCACAAUUAUACAUGUAAAACUACUUUAUUCCAUGUAUAUGGUGGUGUCUCAACUAAAUAAUGAAAAUAACAAAGAAAAAAAAAAAGACAAAUCAAAA
Messenger RNA from Brassica rapa (field mustard), 2123 nucleotides. RefSeq names its product pathogenesis-related thaumatin-like protein 3.5. The record is from RefSeq and is a predicted model, not a curated record. Lineage: Eukaryota; Viridiplantae; Streptophyta; Magnoliopsida; Brassicales; Brassicaceae.